Messenger RNA from Drosophila montana, 979 nucleotides. It is a transcript of the gene EMC3, whose product is annotated as ER membrane protein complex subunit 3. Gene Ontology annotation, biological process: protein folding in endoplasmic reticulum. Bases 84 to 824 code for a protein of 246 amino acids. The transcript is spliced from 2 exons. Lineage: Eukaryota; Metazoa; Arthropoda; Insecta; Diptera; Drosophilidae. Gene Ontology annotation, cellular component: membrane; EMC complex. The record is from RefSeq and is a predicted model, not a curated record.
UUCAAUACACAUCUCUAGCACCGAGUAGCCUUCUACGGGUGCUGAAAAAAUUGUUAAAUAUUAAAUUGAAUUAUUAAUUAAAUAUGACGGAGCUGUUAAUAGAUCCGGAUAUACGCGUUUGGGUGUUUUUGCCCAUCGUGCUCAUCACAUUUUUAGUUGGUAUUGUGCGACAUUACGUGUCCAUUCUGAUAUCCACACAGAAAAAGGCUGAGAUGACCCAAAUCAUGGACAGUCAAGCCAUGAUCCGCGCUCGAUUGCUGCGCGAGAAUGGUAAAUAUCUAAGUGCCCAGUCGUUCUCCAUGAGGAAGAACUUCUUCAACAACGAGGAAACGGGCUAUUUUAAGACACAAAAACGGGCGCCGGUUGCGCAAAACUCUUCAGCCAUGCUGACAGACAUGGUUAAGGGCAACUUUAUUAAUGUGCUGCCCAUGGUCGUUAUUGGUGGCUGGAUCAACUGGAUGUUCUCUGGAUUUGUGACCACCAAAGUUCCCUUCCCCCUAACACUGCGCUUCAAGCCCAUGCUGCAGCGCGGCGUGGAGCUGGCUUCACUGGAUGCUGCCUGGGUGUCAUCGGCUUCAUGGUAUUUCCUGAACGUCUUUGGCCUGCGCUCCAUUUACACCCUUGUGCUGGGUGAGAACAACCAUGCGGAUCAGACACAAGCUCAGGCCGAUGCAAUGACCGGCGCAGCCAUGACAAUGCCCCAAGAUCCCAAGGCGGCAUUCAAGGCCGAAUGGGAGGCACUGGAGAUCACAGAAUAUCACAAUGCUCUUAAGAACAUCGAUGCGGACAUGAUGAGCAUCGCCAACGAAGCCAGCGCAUCCUAGCUGCGUCCAAAGAAACGCAAACGGAAACAGAUAGCCGAUAAGCGUGCGUUUUGUAAGGUUACCUAUUAGCAAAAUUUAGACGACGUAUUUUAACAAAAAAAACCAAAUUUGUUUUGAGUCGAGUCUUGCAAUAAAUAAACUAUUAUGUCUACGUA